AUGGCUGGUAUGAAACUAUUGAGUAUCACUAACAUUACCGUUGUGAUCUUCAUUAUUUAUCUUGCUUAUACUGCUAACACAUUCUAUUCGAUGUUCCGCCCGCCUACAUGUAAAACUAAUAAUUGUCUGUCGCCAUAUUUUAAAUCAACGGAGAACAAAAGACUCAAAGUGUAUAGUUGUUUAUCAACAAGUGCAAGUCAACCCCGUUCAAUGUCCGAUUCCAAGUGUGUGACAAUAUUGAACUUAGAUAAUUUUACAAUUAAUCAAUCCUUUGAUGAAACUAUACGUGUACCUCUAAUCAAACAAUUCCGACAAAAUACAACGUUUUAUAUUCAUUUUUACGUUUAUCAUGGGUUUGAUCCGUUUCAAGAACGAGUGUAUAUCUACCGAAAUCGAUUAGUGUCAAAAUAUUUGGUACCACAACAAAAUUUUAUGAACCUUUUACAAGAAAAACUAGGUUCAACAUUAACGAGUACUACUGAACAAGAUCAAAAAAAAUCUACGAAUAAUUCCUCAAGUACACCAAUAACUCAUGUUUUAAAAACAAUUCGAUUCCAUGGUGUCAGCCAAGAUAUUCAAUUAGAUCGAACAGAGAUUCCUCAUGAACUUUAUCACUUGAUAACUUUGUAUACUCAAACAACCUACGGACCUUUGAUAGCUUCUGAUGAAUUAACUACUCGUCUACGAGAUUAUCAACCUGUCAACACAUCUGACGAUACUCUUGAAUUGAAACUAACUUAUAAGCCAAUAUCUAUUGGUCGAAUGCGAUUGUGGCUGAAUUUUGAACGUGCAUUGGAAUCGACACGAGCAUAUGGAUUUGCCGAUAAAGAAAUUGAUGAAAUCAAAGGUGUUUUUGCAGAUAAUAAUUUACCAGUACUAGCACUGACGUUCGUCGUGGCUGCUUUUCAUACUUUAUUUGACUUUUUGGCUUUUAAAAAUGACAUCAACUAUUGGAGACAUCGAAAAACAAUGGUCGGAUUAUCACUACGAACAGUGCUAUGGCGUUCGAUUAGUAAUUUUAUCAUUUUUCUUUAUCUGCUCGAUUCUGGUGCUAGUCUAUUAGUUUUAAUUCCAACUGGAAUUGCUUCUUUGAUUGAAAUUUGGAAAGUAACUAAAGCAUUAAAGAUUAAAGUUCGAUUCAAUGGCUAUAAACCGAUAAUCACUUUUGGCGAAGUAUCACAAGCAGAGGCAAACACAAUGAUGCACGACUCGACAGCGAUGCGCUAUCUAUCCUAUCUGUUGUAUCCAUUGUGCGUUGGUUUGGCGAUCUAUUCGCUUAUCUACAAUACUCAUAAAAGUUGGUAUUCGUGGAUAAUCAAUUCACUUGUGAAUGGAGUUUAUGCUUUCGGAUUUUUAUUUAUGAUGCCUCAACUGUUCUUAAACUAUAAACUGAAGUCCGUCGCUCACUUACCAUGGCGCGCUUUCAUGUAUAAAGCAUUCAAUACGUUUAUCGAUGAUCUAUUUGCGUUUAUCAUCACAAUGCCAACGGCCCAUCGAUUAGCGUGUUUCCGUGAUGAUUUUGUUUUUCUCAUUUAUCUUUAUCAGAAAUGGCUCUACCCUGUUGAUAGAACUCGAGUAAAUGAAUACGGUGAAGCAUUCGAAGAAGAUGAGAAAUCCAAGACUGAUUAA
Molecule: messenger RNA, 1629 nt
Organism: Adineta ricciae
Lineage: Eukaryota; Metazoa; Rotifera; Eurotatoria; Adinetida; Adinetidae
Source: the annotation of a GenBank genome assembly